Messenger RNA from Ostertagia ostertagi, 1293 nucleotides. Lineage: Eukaryota; Metazoa; Nematoda; Chromadorea; Rhabditida; Trichostrongylidae. The record is from the annotation of a GenBank genome assembly.
AUGUCAGCGAGUGGAGGCUUGUCGAGAGAAGAAUUUCUAGUUUUACAAGAGCAGCUGAUCGCUCUGCGAAAUAGAAAUUAUGAACUUCAAGAAGCGUUGCAAAAGAAAACUAAUGAAGUCUCCCAGCUGAGUUCACCUAGAUCCGAAGCACUGCAAUUUGCUAAUAAGCUUAUAAACCGUCGUGAAGGAAAUAAAGAGAAGGAAAUAGCUCAAAAGUAUGAAGCCGAGCUCGAUGCGCUAAGAAUGAAGCUGACCUCGCAAGAGGAGGAAUUUCGCCUGCAGCAGGAGACCUUAAUAACCGAACUGAACAAGAUAGUUUUCCAAAACGAGGCUUUGAACAAGGAGCUCGAACAGUUCAAGGCGGACGGAUCUAUUUAUUCAUCUCCACAAGCUGGCCGCUACAGAAUGUUGGCUGUCAAAUCUCCAGGCAAAAUUGAACAACUGUGCAAACCAAACUCUCCAGGUAGAGAUGCUCGCGGAGUGGAGAGAACUCCGUGCAAGCGAAGUUCGGAAAUCAAUUCACUUCUCAGCCAAAGUGCCACCCCCCUUAAGGUGCAGGAAGCUCAUGAUUCUGAACUGAAAACGAUGACAAGGAAUCAUCGACUACAUCUAAGAGCCAAAAUUGCUGCACUGGAAGAGUCAGAUAGCAAACUUUCUGAUGACAAACUUUUGCUGCUUGAAACUCGAUAUCAACUCGUACGUCCGCAGGAGUUAGCUGACCGUGAAAAAGCGUUUAAAAGUGAAAAAGAGGAAAUGCAACGGAAGAUGUGCUCUUUGGAGUCUUCACUAUCAGCCAAGGACGAAGAAAAGGCAUUGGCACUGAAGAAGCAGGCGGCUCUAAUCAAAGAAUUGCAACGUGCUGUCAAAGAAGAAAAGAAACGCGCUGAAUCUAUGGAGAAGCUCGGUCGUUGCUGUUCCGAAGAAAGAGGGUGGCAUUUAGUCGGAGAAAGUGGUGCCAAAAGUGCACAGCUAAAUGCGCUCGAGAACGAGAAUGCGCGGUUGAACAGUGAAAUUAGUGAGAAAAGUGAACUUAUCGAGCACUGGAUUAGGAGACGACCGCUAGCGCAGGGCGCUGGUGUCACUACGCCAUCGAAAACAGAAGAAAUUUCUCAAACGAUGCUGGAAAUCGAUGAUACUCCUGGAGGCGCCGGUUCAGUUGAAUCAUCGCUUCUCGACCAUAGCAUGAAUAGCUCCAAUGUUCCAGUUAAUCAGCCGUCAUUACUCACUGAGACUGAUGUGAAGACGACUUGGACUUUGCUACAGUCUAUAACGCAUGGUAAUAAGUAUUCCUGA